AUGGGAGACUAUUACCACCAUUUUCUAUCGUCAAUGUCAGGGGCGGGGAUAAACCCGACGGCAUCCCCUGAAGAGAUGCUUGAUCAGCAAAUUCAUGGUGCACCAGUGCACAUGAUGCCCGCCACAAUACCCGGGCCAUAUCAACAGCUCGGGUACUUCACCGGAUUCCCUGAUCCGAUGAUGUUCAACCCAGGCAAAUCACAGAAAUCCCGUCGAAAAUCGGCAACCGGCACACCCACGGCCAUUGACCAGGUCAAACACCGGCGGACUCGUUCCGGCUGCUUCAUGUGUCGAAGUCGAAGAGUCAAGUGUGACGAAAAUAGACCAAUUUGCGAACGUUGUAAAAAGGGAAAUCGAGAAUGUGUUUACCCCGAUCCCCCGUCCUCAAAAGGUUCAUCAGUAUCGAGUGGGAAAAGCAAAGACCCAACUACAUCUGCUCACCAAACCAGCCCUACUUCGUCAAAGUCAGAAGAUGACGAGGACGCCGAACAAGACAAGAAACUCGAGACGAUUGUGGAUGAAGAUGAGGAGACAGAAGGCCACACAAGGUCCCCAGAUUUUUCUAUACAAUCGAAGAGCGCCUCCCCUUCUACCACAACAGCUACUCCAAGUAGUCUGGCAACUGCGUAUCCCUCUUCUGACUUCCCUGCCAACCUCGGAGAAACCGACUGGUCACAUCUUCCGCCACAGUACCAACAGGGCCUCUCAUUCUUCGUUGAAAAUCUCAAUCACUUUAACUACUGCAUACCGCUUGACUCGGACGAGUUCUUCACAAAAAUAUUGCCCAACAUGGCUACCCGUCACGAACCGUUAUUGAACGCGGUAGUAGGCUUCUCAGCAUACCACUCCACGCUCCAGAAUCCACAUGGGAAGCUCCAAGACUUUUUACAAUACUACAACAAAAGCGUAACGCAGCUGCUGAGUCUGCUGCAACGAAAGGAGAAGCCCAAUAUUGCCACCCUUUUGACGAUUUUGCAGCUAGCUACUAUUGAAGAGUACUUUGGCGACUGGGUCAAUCUCAUGGGGCAUCAGAAAGCGGCCUUUGGGAUAAUAACGAGCAUUUUCACACCACAAACCAUAAUGCAAUCUCCUGUGGGACGUAUGUGCCUUAGCUGGUACGCUCGGUUCGAUAAUUUUGUUGCCUUGAUGGGAGGCUUCCCUACCGACCUACCACGAGAAUGGUUUCAGGCCAUGUUGGAUUUCUACAAGGCAGGAGUCGUUACUAACCCAGACGAAAUACACUGGAAAAUCGAUGAGUGGUCUGCUCAGCUUCGCCUUAUCUCCUACGACAUGUCGAUCUUAUUCGCGCGAGGCAGCAGAGGCCAGAUAUCUCCCGAAGACUUUAUCAAAGAACACGAACUCAUCAACCAACGACUAAUAGACUGGAAAGAGAAAAGAGACCCUGCUCUCCAGGACCCGAAAUACCUUGUUCGAGAUUUCCCUCCUCCCGAAACACUCGACCCGGAGGAUUUUGUGAACCCCUACACGGUCGGAAUACUCUAUGAACGCCCACUAUUCGAUGUUACGGUUCUGUGUGCGGAGUGGAAUAGCAUCAUGAUAAUGCACAAAUGCCAGUCCUCAGGUACGAGGCCAGAUCAACUGUUCGCGGAUCUGAAUCGCCAUGCCUACAGAACCUGCCAAUAUUUCGAAACGUUAGAAUUCUGGCCUUCCACCCCCAGAGGCGUCCUAGUUCUUAUUCAGGCUUGCAUCGCUAUUGCAGCUCUGUUUUGUCCCCAGGAUGCACGACACCAUAUGUGGUUUCGUCGGAAGUUCGCCUUACUGGAAACAAUGGGCUAUAUUCACCCUUUGCCUUUGCGUACCAAAAUGGCCGAGUUGUUUCGAGAAACGUCUUGCGUACAAUGGUGGCUUCCCGAUGGGGAAGGGUUCAGCCCCGUGUUGCGAGAAAUUCGAAAUUUUGCGGAUGAGCGUAAUGCGGCAGCCGUCACAGCCCAGCAGGAGAGUCUCCGCGAGGUGCGGCAUAUCUUUGCGAAGAUGACCUUGAUGGACGAUGCCAAUGCACCAUCAAGUUCUGGUCCAGGUUCUGAUUCAUAG
Molecule: messenger RNA, 2052 nt
Organism: Fusarium pseudograminearum CS3096
Lineage: Eukaryota; Fungi; Ascomycota; Sordariomycetes; Hypocreales; Nectriaceae
Exons: 5
Coding region: 1-2052 (683 amino acids)
Biological process (GO): positive regulation of transcription by RNA polymerase II
Cellular component (GO): nucleus
Molecular function (GO): zinc ion binding; DNA-binding transcription factor activity, RNA polymerase II-specific; transcription cis-regulatory region binding
Source: RefSeq, a predicted model, not a curated record